UGUAACAGUUCAGACUACAAGUCCAACAGUCACUGUCGGUCAGACCACUAUUACCUCUCCCAUUACUAACACCAGCCUUGUUACUUCAGGAGUAAAUGUAACAGUUCAGACUACAAGUCCAACAGUCUCUGUCGGUCAGACCACUAUAACCUCUCCCAUUACUAACACCAGCCUUGUUACUUCCGGAGUAAAUGUAACAGUUCAGACACAAACUUCAACAGUUUCUGGCAAUCCCAUCACUGCCACUGUUACAAACACCAGUACUCUAGUUACAAAUGCAACAGUUCCAACUACAGGUCCAAUAGUUCCUGUGACUAGCAUGAGCACUGCCACUCCUGGUACAAGUUCAACAAUUUCAACUAUAAGUCCAACUCUAGCUACCAACCAGACAGUAAUCACUGCUCCUGUUACAAACACCAGCACUAUUACAUCUACAACAACAACCACAAGACCAACAUCUACUUCUACAAUUCCAUCAAGUACAAGUGUGACUUCAGCUUUACCAACAAGCACUACUGCAAGUGGUAUUCCUACUAUUUCCCUUUUUCCAUAUGGAGCAAAUGAAACUGAUAUGACCCACAACCCAAGAUCAACAGACUUUACCUCCCCAGUAUUCCAGCCAAUAAUGGGAUUCCCCUUUGGAAACAGUUUAAGAAACUUUGUCUAUUAUACAGACAAUGGUCAAAUUGUCUUUCCAAGAUCCAGAAACGAAAUAUUCUCUUACACUAACCCACCAACAAAUGGAUUUAGUGGAAAUGAGAUGGUGGCCUCUCUUGCUGUGUAUUGGAGUGAUGCAGAUUUGUCCAAAGGUGUGGGAACUACUUACUAUAAGGUAUAUGAACCACAAAUCAGCAACUCUGUUGUUCCUGAAGUUGAGAAGAUUAUAAGCAAAAAGUUCAAUAAUUCGUAUAAAGCUCAGUGGACACUGAAGAUUACCUGGGAUAAUGUUCCAGCUUAUCCAUCGAAACAAAAUGACAUCCAGACCAACACAUACCAGGCUGUGCUGACCACCAAUGGAAUUCAGUCAUAUCUGAUGAUUCUGUUUAAGGAUGGUGGAAUGAACUGGGCUGACAUAGAGCGUAAACCAAAACCUCUAAUUGGCUACUGCAGUGGAAACCAGGAUACAUUUUUCUUGAAUGAUAAGCUAGCUGUGAAUAUUAACCGCCCAAAUCUCGUUGUUGGAAACAAUGCAGAUGUGAGAGGACUCUGGAUAUAUGAACUGAAUAAUGGACAAGUGUCUAACAGUCGCAUGGAUUGUCUCAGUUGGUUCUAUGAUCAGCCUAAUCCCGUAUCUUGGAAUUUUGAUUUGUUGUCAUGUCCUUGUUUAUACCAACAGGGGCAGGCUGACUCCCGAUUCAGAGCAACCCAAGCAGGUGGGUCCACCUAUGUCAGCCUGCUCCGCAGCACAUCUCCCAGCAGGUUAAAUGCAGGUGUAAGAUGUGUAUAUUAUCGCAGGAAUCAAUUCUUAGAAGGCUUUCAGGAACAGACAUGGUAUUUCAGUAAUUCAAAUAAUGAUAAAGAGCUUAAUGCAUUUAACUGGUGCUGCAAUGAUGUGGACGAUCCGAAGUUCUGCUCAAUGUACAUGGAGAAAAGGCCAUCAAUUGACUGCAGGAACUAUAGGCCACCAACCCCAGGAUGGAUGUUUGGAGAUCCUCAUAUUACAACUCUAGAUGGCUUUGGCUACACCUUCAAUGGACUUGGUGACUUCAUCCUUCUUAAAGCAGCAGCUUCAAACAUCUCUUUAGUUUUACAUGGUCGUACGGCUCAGACUGGAACAGCAAGUGCCACUAACUUCCAGGCUUUUGCAGUGCAGUAUAUAUCAAGCAGUGUCAAUGUUAAAGUGGAGUGGUAUCUGGAGAGUUCUAAUUAUACAACUGCUCUUCUGGAUGGUAAAGAUGCGGUAUUCACUUUUUCAAGUGACAUGAAUGCCAAUAUUAGUAACACCAAUCCAGCGGUCUUACUCAAAAAAGAUAGCUCAGUGAUUACUGCAACAUUUGAAAGUUUUGUUUCUGUGGAAGUGUCCGCCCAGCUUGGUAUGCUGACUGCUGUAACCAAUCUUCCUAGUGAUUUCUUAAACAACACAAAAGGACUGCUGGGCACCUGGAACAAUAACCAGAACGAUGAUUUAUUUUUUGACAAUGGUACAACUAUUCCUAUCAACAGCUCAGAAGAACAAAUAUUCUAUUAUGGAAUGGAGUGGGAAGUCAAGGGAGAAAUAUUGUUUACGAAGCCGAAGGCAGAAGGAAUAAGCACAUUUAAGCCAGUUUUCCUCAGUGACCUUAAAAAUCAAUUUCCAGAAAAGUAUAAUGAAUUACAGCAGAUAUGUGGUGAUAAACCUGAAUGUAUAUUUGAUGCUUUAAGCACCAAUCAAACAGAACUGGGCUUAGCAACCAGGGAGGUGUCAAUACAAUUGACAGAAACCAACAUCAUUUUAAAUGCUAUACCUCCAUUUAUUACUGGAAAUUCAAUUAUAAAAGCUUUCUUAAAAAGGACGGUAACAGUUCAGUAUACUGCCAAUGGCACAGGAGUAGUCUUCUCUGCUGAUCGUACACAUUUAGAUAUUACACUAACUGUAAAUGGAACUUUGACGUGGUCACCAAAAAGUAUGGAAGGAUUUACCUUCAAUCUAAUAGCAAAUGACUCCCAAAAGUUGUCAUCAACUUUGCAGCCAUCCUUUGUUGUCUGCGGUUGUAAUCAGGAAUCUGAGUGUGAUUAUAGUACACUAUCUAAAGUCAAUGGAACUUCCCUUUCUAUCUCAAACUGUAACUGCACCAAUAAUUACACUGGUGAUUUUUGUCAAAACCCACCCAAUCUGUGCAUUCAGGGGUGCUUCCCCGGAGUGUCCUGUGAUAACACUACUGGUUGUGAUAAAUGUCCUCCUGGCUACACUGGGAACGGAGCACAUUGUUCAGAUAUAAAUGAGUGUGAAGACAAUAACUCAUGCCCCUUUAAUUCUACGUGUAUAAAUGCGCCAGGAAGCUUUUCAUGCGACUGCAACAGUGGAUUUACAUGGAAUGGAUCACUGUGUGAAGAUAAUGAUGAAUGUACGACCAACAACAACUGUUCACCUAAUGCAACCUGCACUAACACUAUUGGAAGUUACACUUGUAAAUGUAAGGAAGGAUUCACAGGCAAUGGAUCACAUUGUGAAGAUAUUGAUGAAUGCGCAAAUUUAAACACCUGUUCACCGUAUGCAACCUGCACUAACAAUAUUGGAAAUUAUAUCUGUAAAUGUAAGGAAGGAUUCACAGGGAAUGGAUCACAUUGUGAAGAUAUAAAUGAAUGCACAACCAACAGCAACAACUGUUCACCCAAUGCAACCUGCACUAACGCUAUUGGAAAUUACACUUGUAACUGUAAGGAAGGAUUCGCAGGGAAUGGAUCACAUUGUGAAGAUGUUAAUGAAUGCACGACCAACAGCAGUAUCUGUACACCCAAUGCAACCUGCACUAACACUAUUGGAAGUUACACUUGUAAAUGUAAGGAAGGAUUCACAGGGAAUGGAUCACAUUGUGAAGAUUUUGAUGAAUGCAUGACCAACAGCAACAACUGUUCACCCAAUGCAACCUGCACUAACACUAUUGGAAAUUACACCUGUAAAUGUAAUGAAGGAUUCGCAGGUAAUGGCAUAUACUGCUCCUGCACCAAACAGUGUGAAACAGGUUAUUGUAGAAAUGGUGGAACAUGUCAAACAGUUGGUCUACAGUGCACCCCUCAGUGCACCUGCCCUUCAGCAUUUUCUGGUGAAAUUUGUACAGAUCCAGUGGACUCCUUCAUGCCAACCCUAGAUCCAAAUACAAAACAGAGAUCUGUUAUCGUAAAUUUAACCUCUAUGAAUAAUUUCAGCGAAACUAAUGGUUAUGAACUGAUUAAAGGUAAACUUCUUGCUGCUCGAUAUAAUGUGACAUGGUUGUUUGAUCAGGCCAAAAGUGAAAUGAAUAAACCAAAUAAUGUGUCUGGCAAUUUCUUAGCAUCAUAUACCGCAAGAUUUACUUAUGUGGCAAAUAUAACAAUAGUUAAAUUUCUAAAUGAUGAACUGGUAGCUUUUCUUCUUACUAACACAUCUGGUGCACGGAGCAAACGAUCAAGUGAACCCAGUAUUAGCAUUAGCAGUGUAGCUGAUGGUGAAAAAUUGACCCCAGAAGAGCUUGCAAAGAAUGCAAGCUGUGGAUAUGCUGGAUAUAUUAUGAAUGAUAAAAUUUUGGAAUGUGUCUCAAAGUGUGUUGGCAGUUCAUAUUGUAAGAAUGGUGGCAUCUGUCAGCUUGUCAAUGGAAAUGUUAGCUGCAGUUGUAAACCGUUCUCUAUAUAUGUCACAUCGGGAACACAGUGUGAAAAUCUCGCCAUGAACUUAAAUGCCUUCUUUGGCAUAUUAUUUGGAGCUUUGGCCUUCCUUCUUUUGCUGCUCCUAGGAAUUGGGUUUGGAGUAUACUGGUAUCGAAAGCGAAAAGAAAAUUGCGGUGAAGCAGAUGAAACGUACCAAACACGGUUUAGCUGGAAAACAUCUUUAUUUUCAUCUUUUGAGCGGCUUGGGGAAACUGAAAUACCAAGUUUAGAACCAGACAUCAAAUCUCCACAUUUGGUCAACUGGAAACCUCACCUCGAAAAAGUCAACAGUUUAGUAGAGGUCAAAAUAAAACGGCCAGAAAUCAAAAGCGACUUGGUCAAGAUAGAAUAGAAAUCAGAACAAAAUAAAUAUAUUCUAUGAUGUUUUAGUACCUAAAAUUGAGAUAUGUUCAAAUUGCACAGAACAAAGAUUUUCUUAUGAUUUCAAAUCAUAGUCGAUUGUCAAUGUACAUAUCUUGUAUCUUCUUGUAAAAGACAUUGAAAUUAUUUAUUAACUAUUAACCCUAUCCUCAAAGUACAAAAUGCUGCCGCCACAGGCCUGUUGUUUUGUGUUUUACAUUAUUGUAAUGAGCAUAUACCUCCUAUAUGUUACUCAUUCUAUUCUAGCCCAAUAACAAUGUUUACAUGCUGCCACUACAGAUCCUUGACCUUAGAUCUUAAAUCACUGGAUUAUAAUAAGUAGUAACUAAAUUGGAAGACAGAGGUUUUAUUUUUGUAUCAUUGUAUGUGUUGUCUAAUAAUAUUUUGUCCUGGAAACUUGAACAAAAUAGCAGGGAUUUCUCAAUAUAAUAAAGCUCAGGUUUCCUUGCCUCUCCUCAUCAAUGAAAAAUCUAUUUUUGUAUUACAUUUUUAGGCAUCAAUUUAAAAAUUGUUUUAUUUUACCUUCUAAAUGUUUAAUUUAUGAAACUAAGCAAUAAUGUUCUGAGU
Messenger RNA from Hyla sarda, 5271 nucleotides. RefSeq names its product mucin 4, cell surface associated (gene MUC4). Lineage: Eukaryota; Metazoa; Chordata; Amphibia; Anura; Hylidae. The transcript is spliced from 32 exons. Bases 320 to 4675 code for a protein of 1451 amino acids. Gene Ontology annotation, molecular function: calcium ion binding. Gene Ontology annotation, biological process: cell-matrix adhesion. The record is from RefSeq and is a predicted model, not a curated record.